Molecule: messenger RNA, 2370 nt
Organism: Epithele typhae
Lineage: Eukaryota; Fungi; Basidiomycota; Agaricomycetes; Polyporales; Epitheliaceae
Product: WD40-repeat-containing domain protein
Exons: 6
Coding region: 1-2370 (789 amino acids)
Biological process (GO): maturation of SSU-rRNA from tricistronic rRNA transcript (SSU-rRNA, 5.8S rRNA, LSU-rRNA)
Cellular component (GO): nucleolus; nucleus; 90S preribosome
Molecular function (GO): protein binding
Source: RefSeq, a predicted model, not a curated record
AUGGGCGCGCUUUUAGACCCCAGCGCCGUCAAGGUCUACACCGUCAACGGAGAAGCCUCAAAUUCCUCCUCUUACCUUCCAGACUGGCUCACCCAAAAACGCGCACUCAAGGGGAAGGGCAAGAGCAACAAGAUCAAGACGACCCGGGACGGACACCAUGCUAUCGCGACCGGGACCUACAAACCGCAAAUCCGUGUAUGGGACCUCGACCAACUCUCACUCAAGUUCGAGCGACAUACAGACGCAGAGAACGUUGACUUUGUUGUGAAUGCUCUCGAUGAUUGGACCAAGUCCAUACACCUUCAAGCAGACCGCUCCGUCGAGCUGCACACCCAAGGCGGCUUCCACUACCGCACGCGAAUACCACGCUUUGGUCGCUCUCUUGCCUACCACUUCCCAUCCUGCGAUGCCCUUUUAGCCGCAACUGGCCCUGAUGUCUUCCGCCUCAACCUUGACCAAGGACGGUUCCUCAACCCACUACAUCUGGAAGGCGACGGAGGCGAGAACAUCAUAGGCGUCAAUUGCAUCGACAUCAAUCCAGCACACCAACUUUUCGCAUUCGGUAUUGAUGGCAAUGGCACCGUUGAGUUCUGGGAUCCUCGGUCUAGGGCACGGGUCGGUAUCCUUCGAUUACCUCGCGAACGUCUCCUCCCCGUCAACGCCAUUUCCUCGCUUCCUGGCGUCGACGACUCUGGCCCAGCCCUCUCAGUAACGGCACUCGCGUCAAGACCUGAUGGUCUUUCAUACGCUGUGGGGACUUCCACGGGACACACACUCCUCUACGAUAUCCGCUCGGCACGACAUCUAGCACUCAAAGAUCAAGGAUAUGGAUUGCCUGUGAAGAGCGUAUGCUGGAUUGAAGGGGGGAGCAGGAUGGUGGGCGAGGGAUACUUGCUCAGUGCAGACAAGAAGGUCAUCAAAAUCUGGAACCGGAAUUCGCCCGAGUCGAACUUCACCUCCAUCACCCCCGCGAACGACAUCAACGACGUCAACCACAUCCCGGGAACUGGGCUCCUCAUGCUCGCGAACGAGGGCAUCAAGAUGACGUCUUUCUUCGUCCCCCAACUCGGCCCUGCGCCCAAGUGGUGCAGCUUCCUCGAGAACCUGACCGAGGAGCUCGAGGACCAGACGACGCGCACCGCAUACAAGGACUACAAGUUCGUCGACCGCGCGGAGCUCGCCAAGCUGCGCCUGGACCACCUCGUGGGCACGCCCGCGCUCAAGCCGUACAUGCACGGCUACUUUGUCUCCCUCCAGCUCUACGAUACCGCGCGGCUCAUCGCGAACCCGUACGCGUACGCAGAGCACCGCGAGCGCAUGGUGCAGGACAAGCUCGACAAGCUCGCCGAGACGCGCAUCCGUGCGCGCAAAGGCGGCGCCGGCACGGCAAGCGUCAAGGUCAACAAGGCACUCGCCGAGCGCGUCAAGAAGGAGGAGGUGCGGGCGCAGAAGCAGGAGGAGCGCAGGGCCGCGCGGAGGGCCAAGGCCAAAGCGGCGGAGGGUGGGGGAGAAGAGGGAGAGGAAGGCGCCGAGGACGGGGAGGAGGGCGCCGAGGAGGCGAUGGAGGUCGAUGGAGACGUGGCGAAGUCGGGCUUGCUCAAGGACCCGCGGUUCGCGGCCGUGUUCGAGGACCCGGAGUUCGAGGUCGACGAGACGACCCGGGAGUUCGCGCUCCUCAACCCGUCGACGGUGGCGCGGCGACAGAACCCCGAGGCGGGCCCGAGCAGGGGCAAGACGGCGGUGGAGGACGAGGAGGACGACAGCGACAAGGCGUCCUCCGACCCACUCAGCGAGGGCGAGGGGAGCGAAGAGGACAGCGAGAACGGGAGCGACGACAGCGACGAUGAAGGGAAGUUGUGGAACGACGGGUUCGACGCCCGCGAAGCCGCCCGCACCGCGACAAGAGCUGCAUGGGCAAAACGCGGCCCCGUCCGACGUGAUCCCAAAGUGCGUCUCGUGCCCCUGCGGGCGCAGGAAGGGCGCGCAGGCGGCCGCGAGGCGGACAAGAAUGCGUCGUUUGGCCAGCGCCGCGCCCAGUUCUCUGCACUGGGCAACGGCAAGGGGAAAGGCCGCGCGUCGCAUGACGAAGUGCACCGCACGGCUGACGGUGGGAUGGAGGUCACCUUCGUCCCGCGGACGUCGUCGUCCACCAACGAGUACGACGAUGAGCAACCCGCGGCGGCGUGGGGCCAGGGCAAGAAGGGCAAGGCGAAGGAAGGCAAGCGGAAGGGCGUGGAGGAGUUCGGCGCGGGCAUGGAGCGUGGUGGGGAGGACCCGGACGUGGAGAUGAGCGAGGCGGACAGGAAGGGGCGGACAAGGCGGCGGCAGGGGAUGCGCAGUGGGAGCAAGAACACAUUCCGGAGGAUGUGA